AUCUAACCAUUUGACCAAACCCUCAGUGAUGGACCCCCUGGACAGAGCUCAAGUACUCCUCCUCUGUGACCUGUGUCAAACAGCUGCAUUACAGAGUCAUUGUGAACUUUGUCAGAUUAACCUGUGUAAGGCCUGUGUAGGGGAACAUCUCUCUGAUUCAUCUAAAAGACACAAAGUUGUACCAUACAAAAACAGAACUUCUACUCAUAACGCGAACUAUCCGAAAUGCCCAAACCACACCCAGAGACAUUGUGAACUUUACUGUGAGAAAUGUGACAUUCCUGUCUGUUCUACCUGCAUCUCCUCUGAUAAACAUCAUGGGCAUAAAUUUACAGACAUCUUACAGAAUCCCAGAUUCAUUCAAGAAAUUUUAAACAAGGAUUUAACAGAGCUAGAAAAAAGAAUAUAUCCUACUUAUGAAGAAAUUGCAUCAGAUUUAAACUCUGAAAAAGUCAACUUCGAAAAACAUUAUGAGAAACUGACAACCGCUGUCACCAAACAAGGAGAAGACUGGCACAGAGAAAUUAAUAUCGUUGUUAACAAACAAAAAUCGGAAAUUGAUGAAAUGAAAACUAAACACCUGGCUGCUCUAAACAAACAGGAAAAUGAAAUCAAACAGAUUACUUCUGACGUUACACAGUGUAUAUUUGAUCUGAAGAAAAUACUGUACUCCAAUGAUAUCUCCCUAACCUCUGCAUACAAAUCCAGGAAUGCUGAAUUCAGAAGUUUACCUCCUAAAGUCAACGUUUUAUUACCAAGUUUCUCUCCUCAUCAGAUCAACACAGAACAGUUCUAUCAAAUGUUUGGAUUUCUGUCAUCAUUAUCCAUUACAACAGAAGAACAUGGCUACACAAUGAAGACACCAGAAGCUGUAUCCUGUCCUCCAGUCAAACCACUGCUUGAUGAACCAGAGCUCAUCACCACCAUAGACACUGGGUAUAACAAACUAUACAGUGUUACCUGUCUCAGUGAUGAAGAAAUCUGGAUACGUGGAGGAGACAAAAUCAUAAAUCUUUACAACCUCCAGGGUAAACUACUGAAGUCAAUCCAAACCCAGUCAGGGAACACACCACGUGGCAUAGCAGUGACAAGGAGUGGAGAUCUAGUUUAUACUGACCCUGUUACAAGAACUGUAAACAUAGUGAAGAAUAAACAGAUACAGGAAGUGAUCAGACUACAGGGGUGGACACCGCACUGUGUCUGUUGUACCUCCUCUGGUGACCUCCUGGUUAUCAUGGACAGCAAUGAUAAAGGUCAAUCAAAAGUUGUCCGUUUCUCUCGCUCCACAGAAAAACAAACCAUUCAGUUUGAUAGUGAAGGUAAACCUCUGUAUUCAUCUAAUACCCAUUCUAAAUACAUCACUGAGAACAGGAACCUGGAUAUAUGUGUGGCUGACCGUGGAGCAAGUCAAGUAGUGGUGGUUAAUCAGGCAGGAAAACUCCGAUUUAGAUACACUGGUCGUUACUCUACUAACAAGGGAUCAUUCUAUCCAUGCGGCAUCACAACAGACAACCAGGGUCAGAUCCUGUUAUCAGAAUGUUAUAACCACUGUAUCCAUAUCCUAGAUCAGGACGGACAGUUCCUCCUUGACAUUAAUAACGUUACAUUAAUGUAUUAUCCAUCGGGUUUAUGUGUAGACACCAGAGACAACCUCCUUGUGGCUGAGUAUUACAGUGGUAAAGUGAAGAAAAUCAAAUACAUGUAAAGAAAUGUGUUUUAAAAAAUGACUUAAUUGUGAGAGAAACUUUUUCCAAUGUCACCAAAAUCACAAGAAUUUAUAGUUUGAUUCAGGUUCACUUUCUCAUGUUCAUAUGUUUGUGUAAAUUAAUUCAUAUAAUAAUAUUAUCAAUAAGGUAUAAAAUA
Molecule: messenger RNA, 1863 nt
Organism: Saccostrea cuccullata (small rock oyster)
Lineage: Eukaryota; Metazoa; Mollusca; Bivalvia; Ostreida; Ostreidae
Exons: 1
Coding region: 29-1705 (558 amino acids)
Biological process (GO): protein polyubiquitination; negative regulation of translation; proteasome-mediated ubiquitin-dependent protein catabolic process
Molecular function (GO): ubiquitin protein ligase activity; protein binding; zinc ion binding
Source: RefSeq, a predicted model, not a curated record